AUGAUGUCGCAGCCCGCGAUCGUGCUCACGACCGGGCGGACGUACGAGCGCGCCGCGAUCGAGCGGUGGAUCAGGUCGAACCCGACGGACCCGCUCGAUAGGGAGAGCAGGGUGGAGCUCGCGCACGUCGCGCCGAACGUCGCGAUACGAGACGCGGCGUUCGCGUGGGCGCGCGAGCGAAACGGCGGCGUCAUGCCGAGUCAGCGGCGUCGUCGGCGACGCGCGUACCGAGCGAUGACGAAGAUGUUUUCGUACCCGUGGAGGGCGGUGACGUACCCGGUCAGGGAGGCGGCGUCGUACGUCGAGUGCAGGAUCGCGUGGUACCUCCUGCGGUGUAUCUGGAGAGACGCGUUCGGGUAG
Molecule: messenger RNA, 360 nt
Organism: Micromonas pusilla CCMP1545
Lineage: Eukaryota; Viridiplantae; Chlorophyta; Mamiellophyceae; Mamiellales; Mamiellaceae
Exons: 1
Coding region: 1-360 (119 amino acids)
Biological process (GO): protein ubiquitination
Molecular function (GO): ubiquitin-protein transferase activity
Source: RefSeq, a predicted model, not a curated record